CGGCAACCUCGUCAUUUGUUUGGUUGCGGAGUUUAAGAAAACUUUAGUGAGGCAGAAAGCGAGGCAGAAAGCGAGUCAGCUAUGCCUCCUAAAAAGAAUGGAAAGAAAACUGCAGACAAAUCCACCAAGAAAGAAGGCGAGGGGUCUGGAGAGAAACCCGAUGCUGAUGAUGUUUUAUCCGCGGGCAGUAAAGAAUUCUACCGAGCUCAAAUACGAGAUUUGGAGGAGCGAAUAGAAAAGUAUCAGCAUAAAUGUGACGAGCUGGAGGUCCGGGAGAAGGAUUUCUCCACUAACUACAACAAUGUAGAGAGAGAGAAGAAGGACAUAGUCCUCUAUCUGAAGCGCUCCUUGGCCCACAAAGAGGAUGAACUCACUGACCUCUCAGAGAAGCUUCUGGCAUUACAAAUAGCUAAAGAAGAAGAGAAGGAGUCAUUUGAGAUGCAGCUGAGCGCUCUUCGACAUGAGUUUCAGGAGAACAAAGACAAGCUCAUGUCAGAGAACAUGGCCCUAGCGGGGAAGCUUGCAUCUCUGGAGGAGUUCCGUGUGCAGAAGGAUGAGAUCAUGGCCUUGCUGGCAUCUCUGAAAGAACAGCUGGAGCAACAGAAGCAGGAACACCAGACAAUCAUUUAUAACCUGGAGAGAAAAGCUGUCCUGGACAAUGACAGGCUAAAGAAAGAGAUGCAGCAGCACGUGGCUACUGUCGCAGCCGAAUUCCGCCGAGUCUCAGACAGGAGGAUGCCAGAGACAACAAUGAGGGCCAUCCAUGAGAAUGUGUCAGUGACGGCUCAGCUCAGGCAGCUCUCAGACAAGAGCAAAGAGCUAUUGGAGGAUAACGAUUCUCUAAAAGCCAAAGAGAAACAACUCAGGCGAGAAAAGGAGAUUAUGGAGUCUCUCCUGAACGAGAUGACCAUGAAGAGUGUCGGAAAUCAGAGGGUGGUGCAGCAGCUGACGGAGAAGUGCAAACAAAUGCAUACUGAGCUCGAAAAUCUUGCUAGGCAUAAACAAGAGCACCAACAGCUACUGGAUAACCACAAUGCGCUACAGAAAGAGCAUGAUGACCUCAGACAGACACAUGAAUCACAUAUGGGCAAGCUCAAGCGAAAGCAGGCUGAGGCAGAAAGACUGAAAAAGGAGCUUCAAAAGGAGAAGAUGCAGAGACAGGAGCUGGAGACGGUUCAGCAGGAGGCUGCUGUGGCUUUAAAGGAAGCUUUGAGGGAGGUCCCUAAAGAAGAAGACUCAGAAGUGCAGGCUGUUGUCCGGCGAAGUCAGCUGAUGCAGAAACUCCUAGCCAUGCUGGACAAUGCUGCAGCCAUUGGCAAAGGCCCUGGGCUUUCUGAUUUUAUCCCCAUUACACACCACACUGAUGAACGCACAACAGGGCAAGGCAUGGCAAGACCGGGCCUUCGUGCCCCAGGGCAGAAGACUACCUCGCGCCUCUCUCAUUUCAAGACGGGAGACCUGGGGCUGGUCCCACGACAAAUAAACAUGUGCAACUCUGUCCUGUCCAAGAUAGGACCCCUCUCCAAAAGCACACAGAUUCACCUGCAGAGGAAACUGCAGAGCCAAAAACGGAAUAACCUCUCCAAACCACUAGCUGAGGAGGACGUGUAAACUGCAGCCUGAACCUUUCAGCGGCGGUCCUACAACAUCCCUCAAAUAAUCAAGAGAACCUCCUGUGGGUCCACUACUGCUCUACUGUUUGACUCUUUAUCUGUUUGAAAGGGAAAACCCACUCAAUAAACACCACCUAAUGCUA
Pygocentrus nattereri (red-bellied piranha) is the source of this 1756-nucleotide messenger RNA. RefSeq names its product cilia and flagella associated protein 157 (gene cfap157). The transcript is spliced from 9 exons. Gene Ontology annotation, molecular function: microtubule binding. The record is from RefSeq and is a predicted model, not a curated record. Gene Ontology annotation, biological process: sperm axoneme assembly. Lineage: Eukaryota; Metazoa; Chordata; Actinopteri; Characiformes; Serrasalmidae. Gene Ontology annotation, cellular component: cilium; ciliary basal body. Bases 82 to 1611 code for a protein of 509 amino acids.